GAUCCUAGAGGUCACUUUGAAACGAUGAGAAAUGAACCGAAACUAUGGCAAAAGUGAGCAGGAUCCAGGAGGCUCCGAACUCAUUGAAAACUCGGUUCUUCGUGAGACUGAGAACGAAAUCAUUGAUCAGUUUACAAUCAAGAUCAACAACAAUUUGGACGACUUUGUUAUUCACUCUGAUUGCGAAGAUGAUCGGAAUGCCAUUUUGGAACUGUGCCGCCGGUCCAAAUUUUGCAAGCCUUCUUUCCUUCAAUCUUCUCUGGUUGAAAUGUGUCAAGUUCGAGGCAUCAACGAGAUGAGUGUUAACGCAUUGGAACAAUUCAUCAUUAUCUUGGGAGUAAUCUCUAUGUGUAUGGGGCUUUAUGUUGGACUGUGCAUCUUGGAAAAAAUCGUCCAUACUCUGAGUGAUAAAGAGGAACAGAAAUAUGACUGAUGAAAAAAAAACAUAUUUAGUUUCUUUGAAGUUGUCAGGGAGUUGUUCGGAUUGGGGUUAUCGACCUAAGUAAGCUCAGCAUUAUUUUUUGAACAUCUUCUGCAAAUGCUCUGUUUCACUGUUUUCUUCAGAGCUAAGAACAGAAAUUUAGAAUUUAGAAAUAAAAUGUGUCCUUGUAUGUUAUGUAUUUUAUAUGUAAAAUAUAACAGCUAACUGUUUUUAAA
Tigriopus californicus is the source of this 657-nucleotide messenger RNA. RefSeq lists its product as uncharacterized. The record is from RefSeq and is a predicted model, not a curated record. Bases 32 to 433 code for a protein of 133 amino acids. The transcript is spliced from 2 exons. Lineage: Eukaryota; Metazoa; Arthropoda; Copepoda; Harpacticoida; Harpacticidae.